This is a messenger RNA of Anopheles funestus (African malaria mosquito), 658 nucleotides long. It is a transcript of the gene ND-B18, whose product is annotated as NADH dehydrogenase [ubiquinone] 1 beta subcomplex subunit 7. Lineage: Eukaryota; Metazoa; Arthropoda; Insecta; Diptera; Culicidae. The transcript is spliced from 4 exons. The record is from RefSeq and is a predicted model, not a curated record. Gene Ontology annotation, cellular component: mitochondrion. The coding region runs from base 39 to 518 and encodes 159 amino acids.
AAGAAUGAUUAACAGGAAAACCACUGUUCCGCGUCAAAAUGGACUCGUAUGUCAAACGUUACUUGUCAAAUAAGCGAAAAUCCAAAGUAAUCAUAAAAGCUCCAAUUUCCAAACACCGUUCACGGAUUUCCCGUGCUAGGAUGGGUAACUACGUGUCGCUGUAUCUGACCAACCCGAAGGGGAUUCCGCUGCCGCUAACGGAACCAAGUUUCGAUCCGAAUCUUGGUUUUCCCAAUGGGCGUAAGGAACGGGUAAUGAUUGCUACUGAAGCAGAAAUGGAAGCUGCAAAGUUACCCCUUGAAGCCCGUGAUUACUGUGCUCAUAAGUUAAUAGAGUACCGUGCAUGCCGAACUAAUGUUUGGCCAUGGGCGUACAAAUGCGCUCAUGAAAAGCACGAAUAUCUUAACUGCGAAUACGAUGACUACAUUCUUCGGCUGAAAGAAUACGAACGUGAGAAGAGAUUGCUUCAACGAAAAUUGAAAAUCGAAAAGAAGCAGGCCCAAGAGCUGCAAGCAUGAAGGGUCCCAAAGUGGUGUAUCGUUUAUCAGUUCUGUAAAACCUUCAGUUCGAGCAAAAUUUAUUUGUGGUACGAUAUGCGCGAACAAACAUGUGGAUACAGAGUUAAUAGAGAACUACAUUCUUGAAACGAAAAAAGAAA